Molecule: messenger RNA, 1635 nt
Organism: Penicillium egyptiacum
Lineage: Eukaryota; Fungi; Ascomycota; Eurotiomycetes; Eurotiales; Aspergillaceae
Source: the annotation of a GenBank genome assembly
AUGAUGGCAUAUACGACAUCAUAUGACGGUUCAAACUCUGGGAUCCAAGUUGGGCAGAAUCUUGGUCAUAUCACUAAUCAGUUCCUACAAUCAGAAACAUCAUUGAAUCAAGCGUGCCUGCGGGAUCUGCGGACGACCAAUCCUCACCAUGACAAAGAUCGUAUCCAGAACACCAACGGAGGCCUACUCAAAGACUCGUAUUGCUGGAUUCUAGACAACAAGGAGUUUCAACAAUGGCAAGAUAACGCCAGCAACUCUCUCCUCUGGAUCAGAGGCGAUCCGGGCAAAGGAAAGACAAUGCUCCUCUGCGGUAUCAUCGAUGAGUUAACACGGUUGUUUGGGGACACUGCGAAUAUCUCGUUCUUUUUCUGCCAAGCUACCGACGUGCGAAUCAACAACGCCACAGCUGUUCUUCGUGGCUUAAUAUAUUCGCUUGUUAAGAAGCAGCCAUCUCUUCUCGCCCACGUAAAGAGUCAGUAUGACCACACGGGAAAAGCGUUGUUUGAGGAUAUAAACGCAUGGAAUGCUCUCUCGAGCAUCUUCACAGAUAUAUUGAAGGACGCGACCUUACCGAGCACCUAUUUGAUUAUCGACGCGCUGGACGAAUGCACAAUAGGCCUACCUUCCCUUCUCGACUUGAUAACUCAGGUAUCGUCUGCUUACCCUCAGAUCAAGUGGAUUGUCUCGAGCCGCAACUGGCCCAAUAUCGAAGAGCGUCUUGACACUACCCACACCGCACCGAUCUCAUUAGAGCUUAACGAGGCGUCUGUAUCUGAAGCUGUGAGCAAUUUCAUUCAACACAAGGUUCACUACCUGGCGAAAGUGAAGAAGUAUAGCGAUGAAACUCGUGAUACGAUCUGCCGUCACUUGUCAUCUAACUCGCAAGGAACUUUCCUUUGGGUGGCCUUAGUCUGUCAAGAUCUUGAUAGAACAUCGCGGAGACACGCUCUCAAGAAGGUGGAGGCCUUUCCUCCUGGACUGAAUGCCUUGUACGGUCGGAUGAUCGAUCAGGUUCGCAACUCGGAAGAUGCCGAGUCCUGCAAGCGAAUACUGGCUGUUAUGUCCAUAGUGUAUCGGCCUAUCGUGUUUGACGAACUUGUCUCUCUUAUUGAGCUACCUGAUGAUCUCUCUAGUGACUUUGAAGCUCUAUCAGAGAUUAUCGCGAUUUGUGGUUCGUUUUUGACUGUGCGCGAAGACACUAUCAUUUUCGUCCAUCAGUCUGCAAAAGAUUUUCUACUCAGAGAGGUACUAAAUGAGGUCUUUCCUAAAGGAAAAGAAGCUGGACACUAUGCGGUUUUUUCGCAAUCUCUACAAUCUAUGUUUAAGACACUUCGACGCGAUAUUCUUGACAUCAAGUUUGCUGGAUAUCGGGUUCAAGAACUGAGACAACCCGGUCUAAAUCUAUUAGCAGCUGCACAAUACGCUUGUGUCUAUUGGGUUGACCAUCUUCAGGAUAGUAGGUAUGAUAAAAAUGAUGAUUUUGGUCUUGACGGAGAAUGCGUGGAUGCUUUUCUGCAGCAUGAAUACCUUCACUGGCUCGAAGCCCUUAGCUUGCUAGGAAGCAUAUCUCAAGGCAUAGCAGCAUUGCUUAAGCUUGCUAGGUUAAUUGUGGUGAGUUAUUCUUCAUGUGCCUAG